UUUGCGUGUAGUGCCGCGCUCGAUAUUUUUUCAGUCUCAACCUUCAAUUUCCAACCUAGAUCGAUUCAGUUACUCGAGUAAAUAGUCUGUUUACGUGCACCAUCAUUUAACUACAAAAAAUGGAACAGUUGUUAAGAUAUUUAGAACCUGUAAAAGGCAACGAAACACACCUCCGGUGUGCAAGGUGUCUGGGUCAACCGACUUACCGCUUUGGCUACCCAAAGGGUCAAGCGUAUAGAGGAUGUAAAUAUCAUUUAAAGAGAAGGCACGGGAUUGAAAUUCAAACUCGUCCAGCAGCGUCACCCCCACCUGCACCAGCGUCGACCCCACAGGGCAGGCCAAACCUGCUCCUGAACACAAGCGGCUUAGCGCCCCCACCCGCACCAGCGUCGACCUCACAGGACAGGCCAAACCUGCUCCUGAACACAAGCGGCUUAGCGCCUUUGUCCCCGCCAUCGAAAAAAGCGAAGGCUGGCAUUAUCAAGCGGUUGGUUUCAACAAAAGUGGAUUCUACGUCGACGGACGCACAUCCCCAGCUAGGCGGUCGUCAUGUUGCGUUCUCCCUGUCGCCGAUUCGGCCCGAUGAGGGCCACAUAGCGAGGAACGCCUACAAAACACCACACACCCGUCCUCGCGCCCAGAUCAAACCAGCCCACAAGACGAACGCUGGCACCCAAGGACCGAAGGAUGCAGCACGGCCAUCCAACAUGGCCGCAUCGGCUGGCAAUCUUGUGCCCACCAGCCAAGCUAGCACAUCAGACACAUCCACAAGCGAACAGAAAUAUACCGUUGAAGACCACAGACCGACCACCAGCACGCCAGCAGGUGCAAAAGGGCCCGCUAACUUGUCCGUGAGGCAUCUGUUCGAGCUGAUGGACAAGCAUUCGCACAAAACGACACCGGCUGUGCCAACCACCAACGUUGCCAAUCAAAACCUCAACUAUAUUGGUUACGAUGCCGGAUUUGCGCACUUUUUAGAUCUGUUGAACCGAGGAAGUCUUGAGCGACGCUUUCGGCGUCUGACGUAAUGAAUAAUUACGAACUAGGCCAAAGCCACGCCAGGGAUUUGCAGGUGCUACUGCAUGGACAAGCGAACGCAUCAUCGUCGCCGCCACCGGAAUUGACCCGAGACGGACCGUUGCAAACGAAUCGAACAGAGCCGCCGAUGGUCAUGAUGACGUCACUGCCCGAUAGAGUCCAAUUGCCACCGCAGCCGCCGACAACGCCAUCCGUUGAGAUCUGGGAGGAGUCGAUGAUCUCGCCCAGUCCAGAAGACCAGCCGCCGAUACCGGUAACGCCACAUCGUGAUCAGACACCGAAUAAGAAGGAGCCGCCGCACAGGCCACACGCCCGCCCAAGUUCCCCGACGCCGAAGCCUAAACGGUGGAUUCCACGACAUGCUGUCGAAAUGGAAUACAAAUCUUUGCGCAAAACGCUCAGCUCGAUGGCAGUUGAAGCUGGCAAAAAAGGCCCAGGAACAGUCCAAGGCCGUAAAGCUGCAAUUUCACUGCCUCCGAGGGGUGCUAAUGGAAACGCGGUAUACAAAGUUUUUCCAUUUCGACGACACACCAUCUGUAGCGCCAGCGAACAAAACGAGGAGCCUGGCAUCCGAGUCUCUGGCUCGUUCCCAUUUGGGAACUUUCGAGGGCGGCUCAUCUACUAAGGCGAUCCAGCCGGCGAUCCCUCCGGAUGAAAUGGUUGAAAAACGUAUGGUCCCGCUGACCAACGUUAAGCGACGGAUGCAACUAGCGCUGGGAGAUGGAAUUAAAUUUUCCAAUGAGGCAGCAACAAAGAUGAGGGCUUUUGUUAAUUAGAUUAUUAUCCACCGGUGUCUACCGCGGUAAAUGAAAUACUUCAUUUUAACAUUUCCAGAUACAUUUUCGUGUACCAUGUUUUGUCCAGGAAGGUGCUGUGUCCUAUCCCUCGCCUAGACCAGACCAAAAUCCAUGAUAAAG
Messenger RNA from Culex quinquefasciatus (southern house mosquito), 1955 nucleotides. RefSeq lists its product as uncharacterized. The coding region runs from base 120 to 1028 and encodes 302 amino acids. Lineage: Eukaryota; Metazoa; Arthropoda; Insecta; Diptera; Culicidae. The record is from RefSeq and is a predicted model, not a curated record. The transcript has 3 exons.